Molecule: messenger RNA, 5815 nt
Organism: Scaptodrosophila lebanonensis
Lineage: Eukaryota; Metazoa; Arthropoda; Insecta; Diptera; Drosophilidae
Gene: dsd
Product: attractin-like protein 1
Exons: 8
Coding region: 282-4487 (1401 amino acids)
Cellular component (GO): Golgi apparatus
Molecular function (GO): protein binding
Source: RefSeq, a predicted model, not a curated record
CGCAGCCAACUUCGCGUAAAGUAGAAAACAAAAUAUUUUAGUGUUUCUGCGCUUAUAACGAUUCAGCUAAUAUUCGACAAAUACUACUAAUAAACACGAACUGCUGCCGUAGCGCGUGACCGCGUCUGCAAUAUUAUCUUUGUGUCCAUUUGUCCUCUAAGCGUGUGUGCAGUGAGAGUGUAUGCUUGCAUUCACAAUGCGAGCGCAGAGAAAAUCGAAGAAAAUUCAAUAAAAAUAGCAACGCAACGGCUUGGCUGGCGAAAGUAGCAAAAAGUGAGAAAAUGUGCUUGGUGGAGCAUGCGGGGGAGAAGCAAAAGAGCACGUCAUUGCAAACGCAACCGCAACAGCAGCCCUUGUCGUGGUCUUCCUCAACAUCCUGCUGUUCAUAUCAGAGCAGCAACAACAACAGUGGUAGGAAUUAUAAUAACAACGACAGCAGAAUUUUAAGCACGCAACAAAAACAUCGGCAAGAACAGCCCAGCGUCAACAAUGGUGGCUUACAACAAAGCCUGCGUUGCACCACCACCACACCCACAUUCAAUGCCAAGUAUCGCCGAAAAUGCCUCCUCUUGUUAGCGUUGCUGCUCUUCCAUGGCUGCUUCAGUGGAUUGCACCGAGCCAGCGCGUACAACUGCACUGCGCACGGCAAUCGAUGCCAAAAUGACGGCCAAUGUCAGGAGGAUGGACAGUGCUUGUGCGCAGAUGGCUGGCAGGGACCGGAGUGCCAGUUUUGCGGUGGAAAAGUUCGCAUGUACCAUCCCAUGGGCACCAUUCACGAUGGCUGGGGUAAUUAUUCGGUAAGUGUCAAGUGCAGUUGGCUAAUAGAUGCCCGCAAUCCACACUGGGGUCGGCGGCACAACGCGAAUCCGCCACGCACCUCCAACAUUCGCAUUCAUCUGCGCGAGUUCGCUACGGAAUGUGGUUGGGAUCACUUGUAUAUAUACGAUGGGGAUAGCGUGGACUCACCGCUUCUCGCUGUGUUCAGCGGCCUAAUGUACAGAGGCAACUUCUCCAUACGUCAUGUGCCACAGGUCAUAGCACGUUCGGGGACCGCAUUGCUGCACUUCUUCAGUGACGACGCCUACAAUAUGUCUGGAUUUAAUCUAACAUAUAAAAUGAAUGGUUGUCCCUCGGACACUGAUGAAGUGGAAUGCUCCGGUCAUGGCAAAUGCAAGGAUGGCGACUGUCUUUGUGAUCCCAUGUAUAGAGGGGAGGCUUGCAACAUUGCAGCAUGCCCCAACAACUGCACAGAGGCGCGCGGCCAUGGCAUCUGCAGGGUGGACCAAGAGCACUGCGUUUGCAACGAGGACUACGGUGGCGACGACUGCAGCCAGUUGCGUGCGCAUGGCGUUUGGAGCACGGUACAUCCAAAGCACUCUCCACCGCCUUCGGGCACUGCCUCACAUGGAGCGGCUGUGUGGCGGGACACUUUGCACAUCAUUGGUGGAGAAUCGUAUGGACGUGGUGAUCUGAUGAACACAUACGAUUUCAACGGCAAUGUGUGGGAGGCAGUCCAUCUAGAGGAGGGCAGCAGUGCUCCAGAGAAGCGCUACAGUGCCUCUACAGUGAUGUAUGGCGAUAAGAUUUUUAUGUAUGGUGGCGUGGUGAAAGGGCAGGGUAUCUCCAAUGAGCUCUGGGCCUUCGAUGUGUCGGCCAAAACGUGGGAGAACAUCACAGUGAAGACGGAACUGUGCAAUACAAGUUCGGCGGCAUAUGCCAUGUGUGGGCCCUUGCAUGUGGCAGGACAUACUGCAACUUUGGUGCCAGGAUUUGGCGACAAGAACAACUAUCAGUACAUGGUGGUCAUUUUUGGACAUUCGCCACUGUAUGGCUAUCUGAACACGGUGCAGGAAUUUAAUUUUGGCACGCGUGAAUGGAGAAUUGUGGACACCUACGGAUAUGUGGUGAAGGGCGGCUAUGGACACAGUGCUGCAUAUGAUUAUUUAACUGAGAAGGUGUAUGUCUAUGGGGGAAUUGUGUCGGAAAGCGAAUCCAGCCAGGUACUGAGCUCACGCCUUUACGCCUAUGAGCCCUCGACGCGCAUCUGGACGCUGUUGUCAGCCUCGCCUAGUGCGCGGCUGCUACAUACCGCAAAUUUCGUCAAUCAUGGUCUGAUGAUUGUUUUUGGUGGCAACACGCACAACGACACUUCCCAAAGCUACGGAGCCAAGUGCUACAGCCAAGACUUGCUGAUCUAUGAUGUCUACUGUGAUUCAUGGCACAUGCAUCCGAUACCACCGCAUUUGCAGGCCGAUCUCGCGCGCUUUGGACACAGUUCAGUGGUUUUUGAGGAUGCUCUGUACAUCUAUGGGGGAUUCAAUGGACAAUUAUUAAACGAUAUGCUUCGCUACACGCCAGGACAAUGCAACUAUUAUACUAAACAGGAAAAAUGUACCAGCGCACGUCCAGGAGUCAAGUGCAUUUGGGAUGUCCAGAAGAUGCGUUGCAUUUCCAUUACACAAGUGCAACGUUCGGCAAUUUAUGGACGUGAGCAAUACGACUAUGUGGCCUGCCCUUCGAAAAGCCGUCUGACCAUGACCUCGGAACUUCUACAUGAUGUGGCGCGAUGUCAGGAGCUGACCAACUGCCAUUCCUGCGUGUCCACUGCAUUUGGCUGCACAUAUUGCGGCAAUGGAGUGUGCAGCAAGGAGCGCUGUCGUGAAACCACCUCGGUGGCAUCCAUAUUCUUUGAUUCAUCCACGCCACAGCAACUGCAGCAGCAACAGCAACCACAGCAGCAGCAAUCACAGCUACUGGCCUCUGUGGGAUGGCCCCUCAAUGCUAAACGCCUCGAAAGUUGCCCAGCCACAGAAGAUUAUCUCACCCAUACGCAGUGCGAGCAGUUGCACAAUUGUCGUGCCUGUGGCUCCAAUCCAGCAUGUAAAUGGGAGUCAGAGCACAAUCGCUGUCGCACUUAUUUGUCCAGUAAUCCUGGUGGCCCCCUUCCCACCCAUCGUACUGUGGAUGAGAUUUACUGUGCGCCCCCGUGCGCGACUAUGACAACCUGUCACAAUUGCACCGAAGAUGAUUGCAUCUGGUGUCAAAACGAGCAACGCUGUGUAGACCGUAAUGCCUACACGGCCAGUUUUCCUUAUGGCCAGUGCCGUGAAUGGACCACCUAUACGUCCAAAUGCAGGCAGACGCCUGCUAGUGUGGCCGCUGGCACCACCACCGCACUCUCAAGUGCACAAUGUGGCUUCUACAACAGUUGUCAGCAGUGUUUGGAUGAUCCCGCCUGCGGAUGGUGUGACAAUGGCUCCAAUACCGGUCUGGGCAAAUGUAUUGUCGGGGGCGCAUUGUCACCAUACGAUGAGUCGGAGUGUCCGUUGCGUUAUUGGUUUUUCACUUCGUGUCCGCGCUGCAAUUGCAACGGGCAUUCAUACUGCAAUGAUCUCACACACUGUGAACAGCCUUGCUCAAAUUUAACAAUUGGGUCGCAUUGCGAAAAGUGUCGUACCGGCUACUGGGGCAAUGCCAUAAAUGGGGGCGAGUGUCAGAAGUGCGAGUGCAACAAUCAGGGCGACUAUUGUCAUCCCGAUACAGGCAAAUGUUAUUGCAACACCAAGGGCAUUGUAGGUGAUCAUUGUGAGAAAUGCGACUCACAGAAUCAUUAUCAUGGCGAUCCAUUGAAGGGCUCCUGUUACUAUGAGCUAACCAUUGACUACCAGUUCACGUUUAAUUUAUCCAAAAAAGAGGAUCGCCAUUUCACCCAAAUCAAUUUCCGUAAUUCCCCUGUAAAGCCGGAAAUCGAUGCAGACUUUACAAUCACCUGCAGCGUGCCAGCCAAAAUGGAUAUAUCAGUGAAGCGUGCGGGAUCACCAGAAAAGCUCAUACUAGUGGGUGUAAAUUGCUCGACGUUCCGUCAUCGUUUUCCCAAAACUGAAUACGCUUUUGGGCAUGCGCCCGAAGAUAAUAGUUCACUGACCACAUUCUACGUGUUUGUGCACGACUUUCAGCCGCCCAUUUGGAUACAAAUCGCUUUCUCCCAAUAUCCCAAGCUCAAUCUACAACAAUUCUUUAUUACCUUCUCAUCGUGCUUUCUAUUGCUGUUGCUUAUGGCUGCAGUGUUGUGGAAGAUCAAGCAAAAGUAUGAUAUGUUCCGACGACGACAACGACUCUUUGUCGAAAUGGAGCAAAUGGCGAGCAGGCCGUUCUCGCAGGUGCUGGUCGAUAUUGAAAAUCGUGAGAAUAUUGAUCUGAGUCUGACUCUGGAAGGUAUCACUCACAUGUCCAAGAAACGCAAAAAGGAGUGUCCCAGUCCCAUUGCUUUGGAGCCUUGCAGCGGUAAUCGCGCUGCUGUGCUCUCGCUUCUAGUCCGGCUACCUACAGGUGGCCUCUCCCAAGCACCCGCCAGUCAGUCGGCUGGCCUAGCCGUAGCCAGUGCUUUAGUCACGCUUGGCAAUCCGCGUCGCCCAUCGAUCGAGCAGCAUCCCAAGGAGCCAAAAUCGAAACGCAAGCAAAGCCAACAUCCAGACAGUUGUACAUAAUAACAAUAACAUAAAAGAUAAUAAUUAUUAGUAUGCUAAUAUGUAAUUUAGCCGAUAGGUCUAUAGCAUAUUCCGUUCUUUAUUCUACUUAUACAGAAACACACAUACCGCGGAUACAAAUGGAUACAAAGCUAAACACAAGCAGCAAUAACGAUACAGCAUCUUAAAUAGAUAUUGCUUAAAUGUAGUUAUUGCUACCACCUUUAAAUUACUAGUUUAAUGUCGAAACAUGGCGGCAGUAAGCAAACAAACAAAGAAAACUUAUUAAUAAUAUUUUUUAGCAAAAAGACGUAUUUAUAUACAAAUAUAUACAACUUGAUAUAGUUCAUAGGUCGUGUCGUAGCGUUGCAAUAGUUCUAAUCGUUUUAUUUAUUUUUACCGCAUAUGUAAACUAAUUUUAGAUCAUUGCUAAUCAUAAUUAUUAUUUUUUUAACACUACACUUUAUUAAUCAUACAAUUAAUUUAGCCUAACGCUCCCCCAAAUAGCUUAAGUGUGUUGUUAAAAUUCAUUUAUGCAAAUUUUAUGCAUUAUAGAAAACGAAAAAGGACAAAAGCAGAAGACAAUUAAAAAAAAAAACAAAAACAAGGACAAAGGCGAAAGACAUUUAAAUCAUCUGAGAGCAAAAGAAGAACAAACGUUAAAUACAUAUAUUUUUUGUUAUUUAUUAGAGCAAAAGAACAACUAAAAAGCAAAGAAAUUAAUUUCUCAAGAAGUGGUGUUAAAUAAACGAAAUGUAUUUUAAUAACAAAGACAGACAAAAAAUACAUAUGCAAUGUGUUCAAUCAUAGACAUUUUAUUUCUGUGCAAAAGUCUACAACCGAGCAAAUAAUUUAAAUGGAAUUUGUUUGAUGCGCGCAGUUGUAUGUAAAUACAUCUAUAUGUUUACGUAACUAUAUAUGUAGCUAUUAUAGAAAUAUAUCUGUAUGAGCGCUCAGUAAUAUUUUUUUAAUCUAUAAUAGAAAAAACAAAUUCAAAUAUCAAAUCACAAACUAAGCCUAAGGUUUCCACUUUUCCACAAAUUUAAAUUUAAUUUCAACACAACAACAUUUAAAAGACACUUAAAAAAUGCAAAGAACAUAUUUAAUUAGGCACCUUACACUCACAUCAAUAAUACAACAAAACACAACAACAACAAUUGUUAAAACUUGGAGCUAAACCGUUCAGAAUCCAAUUAAACACAUUUUGAAGACAAAAUAUGUAUACUUGAAAACACUUCAGAAUUGCUUCAGGUGUUCGGUCACACGCAAAUUGUAAAAUAAAACAAUACAAUAAUUAACAAUCCAACAAAUUCCGUUUUGAAAUAUAAUUUCAAUUAUAAAAUCGAAAA